Molecule: messenger RNA, 1514 nt
Organism: Thalassophryne amazonica
Lineage: Eukaryota; Metazoa; Chordata; Actinopteri; Batrachoidiformes; Batrachoididae
Product: E3 ubiquitin-protein ligase RNF169-like
Exons: 6
Coding region: 18-1514 (498 amino acids)
Source: RefSeq, a predicted model, not a curated record
AGACGAUUCCAGCCAACAUGGCGACCGCGCGGUCCGCUGAGCGGCUCCGCAGACCUACCAGCAGCGGCUCACAGCCCCGAGCCGGAACCGGAAGCAGGAGUAGCCCGCCGGAGGACGAAGGGAAAAAGUUGGCGGUGUCCGUGCAGGUGGAGCGCGGCAGCCCGCCCUGCGGUCACCCGGUGUGCCCGCUGUGUCUGCUCCACAGACGCUCCGGCAGCCAGGAGCAGCUCAGGCGGAGGAGUGACCCGGAGAAGAGCAGCGGCAGGCCGGCCAGGAGGGACUGCGACACCCGCAGAGAGUUCUUUGUGACGCCUGCUCUCACAAAUCUGUCUGGGAAAUACAAGAGUGUUGUGUCUGACUCUGAGAAUGAGGAGCCACUCAGCAGGAUGCCCAAGACCAUCUCUGCCUUCAUCAGGAAAACCAAAACCUCGUCCUCCUGCACAGGAGGUUUCCGCCAGGAGUCGAAGUUGUACGGAUCCAGUGGAGGACGGGGACAAAAGCUGAAGGUCGUGUCCCAGCCGGCUGUCGUUGAUAAGGAUUCCAUCAGCCACAGCUACGCGGCAGGCAUCCUCCUGUCCUCUGAGAACAGCCGCUCUGCCUCUCUUUCUGACCGGAGGCUCAUCUCACAUGUAGCCGCGACAUCCACACCCGCGGCCACUCAGUCCCGGCCGGAGUGCUCCAUAGCCAGGAGACCCACCAUUAUCAAGUCCACGCCGCGGAAUCUCACCCGCGGCCUCCAGAAGGCCACCAGCUAUGAGGCCAGCCCGGCUGUCCUGCAGAAGUGGAGGCAGAUUGAGCUGGAUCGCCAGCGCAUCAACAUGAACUCCAAGGCAACACUGACGAGCCCCAUCAGUGAGCUCCACGCCAAAACGGGCUGGGCGGAAGACGGGAGCGGUGCGGGCACCACAAAGACUCGUCAGGUGCUGUCAGCAGGACACGAUGGUGAUGGAGUCUUUAACAAGAGGAGGCUGGUCUUUGACCCGCCGGAUAGCUUUCAGAAACCAUCGGUUAAGAUUUGGGUGCCUGCGAUCCGCUACAACAGUGAGGUGACUGUUCGGGGAAGCUCACGGUCAGACCAGACAGUUGGAACGCCGGAACUGUGCAGUGAAGCCAUGAUUGACAGGAAACGAUCCUUUUCGCCUUAUCCAAGGAAGUCAGGUUUUCAGUGUUGUAAGUUAUCAUGUAAGGACUCCAUCAGUACCAGGAAGGACGAGGACAGUGGCAUCUACAACCAGUCUGCCUCACGCAGAGGCAGGAAGAGGAAGCAGAAGACGAAACACUUGGACUCUGACAGGGAGGUGGACCCAAAGAGGAGUAAGUCAGCCAACCAGGACACCUGUGUCCAGCAGUUAAAGCAGGAUCGAGCCCUGGCCUUGAAGCUCCAGAGACAGUUUGACCUGGAGAACCAGGGCGUCAAUAGGAGACAAAGCCCUGACAAGUACUUCCUGCGUUCCUGGAUGGCUAAUCAUAACCGCAGGAGGCGUAGUCUUCGACGAAUCUCCAAGAAGCUUUAG